AUGAAUAGUCAACGGGUGCUUAAUAUAACUACGACUCUAAUUACAAGAAUUCCCUGCGGAGGAUCACAGUUUCCUGCAAGAAUGGCUUCAUCAGGUGCGGAGAAGCUCUUGAACAUGCAAAACAUCAACCCAAAUGUUUUGACAAUGGAAUAUGCUGUUAGAGGUCCAAUUGUUAUUCGUGCUGUGGAACUGGAGAAAGAACUUGCUAAAGGUGUUAAGAAACCAUUUAAAAACGUAAUAAAAGCAAAUAUUGGAGAUGCCCAUGCAAUGGGACAAAAGCCUAUCACUUUUAUUCGCGAGGUAUUUCUCUAUAAAAUCUUAUCUUGUCUUUCUAACCCGUCUUUAAUGGAUAAAGGUAUUUAUGCUGAUGACGUUGUUGACCACGCGAAGACUAUCCUGGGUGACUGCGGUGGACACAGUGCAGGAGCAUACAGCCAAAGCGUGGGCGUUGAUAUAAUUCGGAAACAUGUUGCUGAUUACAUAAAACGACGUGAUGGAGGUAUUCCUUCUGAUCCAGAGAAUAUAUUACUUUCUGGUGGAGCAUCAGAAAGCAUUAGGAAUGUUCUCAAAUUGUUUAUUAACAGAAAAGCUUCAAAACCAGCCGGCGUAAUGAUUCCUAUCCCACAGUAUCCUUUAUAUUCUGCCACUGUGGAAGAAUACGGGCUUGGACAAGUGGGGUAUUACUUAGAUGAAGAUAACGGUUGGGCUCUUGACGUUGAAGAGCUAGAACGUGCAUUGAAAGAACAUGAAUGUAAAUUUGAUGUGCGAGUUCUCUGUGUCAUUAACCCAGGCAAUCCCACAGGUCAAGUUUUAUCAGAGAAGAACAUUGAAGAAAUUAUAAGGUUUGCCUACAAGCACAGACUGUUUCUUAUGGCAGACGAGGUGUAUCAGGACAACAUUUAUGGAGAGGGUUGUGCGUUUCAUAGCUUUAAAAAAGUGAUGUGCAGCAUGGGUGAACCAUACUCAAAGAUGGAGCUAGCAUCUUUCCACUCUACUUCAAAGGGUUAUAUGGGCGAGUGCGGAAUGCGUGGCGGCUAUGUAGAGGUAAUGAACAUGUGUCCAGAAGUAUACACCCAGUUUAAAAAGAUGAUAUCCGCUAAAUUGUGUUCUACUGUACUAGGACAGGCGGUUGUUGACUGUGUUGUUAAUCCACCAAGAAAAGGUGACCCGUCUUACGACCGCUGGGUUUCGGAAAAAAAUGCUGUUUUGGGAUCGCUUAAAGAACGCGCCAAGCUGGUUCAGGAAGCUUACAGCUCGGUGAAGGGGAUAGAGUGCAACCCAGUCCAAGGAGCAAUGUAUGCGUUUCCAAAAAUCACUCUACCACCAAAAGCGAUAGAGAAAGCCAAGGCGAUGGGUAAACCAGCUGACGUUUAUUACGCAAUGGAAUUGUUAGAAUCAACGGGGAUUUGCAUUGUACCCGGCAGUGGGUUUGGUCAGAGGCCCGGCACAUACCACUUCAGAACAACUAUACUUCCUCAACCGGCGGUUAUGAAAGAUAUGCUGGAGCGUUUCACUGCAUUCCAUACGAAAUUCAUUCGGGAGAACUCAUAA
This is a messenger RNA of Enterobius vermicularis (human pinworm), 1551 nucleotides long. NCBI's taxonomy places the organism in Eukaryota, Metazoa, Nematoda, Chromadorea, Rhabditida, Oxyuridae. The record is from the annotation of a GenBank genome assembly.